Triticum turgidum subsp. durum (durum wheat) is the source of this 1467-nucleotide messenger RNA. Lineage: Eukaryota; Viridiplantae; Streptophyta; Magnoliopsida; Poales; Poaceae. The record is from the annotation of a GenBank genome assembly.
AUGGUGGCUUGCGCGUGCCAGCCGGAGCGGAUGAGCGGCGGCAGCAUGGCCAUGGGCGCGAGGAGCAAGCACCAUCCCAAAUCUCUGGCCCUGCGCUGCUACUGCUACGCGGCGAGCCACCGCUCCCUGACCCUGCUGGUGUGGUGCCUGGCGGCGCUGCUGGUCCUUCUGAACUUCCACCUGCUCGUCACCCACGGCAAGGAUGACCAGGGCGGCAGGCCCCGCGAGAUCCACCGGGCGAUCCUCAGGGAGCUGGAGGUGGUGGAGGAGGAGAGGUUCCAGGUGACGCCCGCCCGGAGCCGGAGGAACCCGCGGGCCGUGCGGCGCAAGGGGGAGCACACCAAGCCGCUGUCCGUGGUGGAUGAGUUCCUGGACGAGUCCUCGGCCGUGCACGACAUGUUCUUCCCGGAGCCGAGGACGGCCAUCGAUCCUGUCCACGGCGGCAACGACAGCAUGUACUUCUACCACCCCGGGAGGGUGUGGCUUGACACCGACGGCAAGCCGAUCCAGGCUCACGGAGGCGGCGUGCUGUACGAUGAGAGGACCGAGACCUACUUCUGGUACGGGGAGAACAAGGAUGGCAAGACUUACAAGGCUCACAGCAAGGGUGCUGAUCGAGUUGACAUUGUUGGAGUGAGUUGCUAUUCUUCGAAGGACCUGUGGGCAUGGAAAAAUGAAGGGGUUGUGCUCCGCGGCGAGAAAAAGAACGUGACACAUGACCUCCACGUAUCCAACGUCCUGGAGAGGCCGAAGGUGAUCUACAACGACCGGACCGGCAAGUACGUGAUGUGGAUGCACAUAGAUGACGCUAACUACACCAAGGCGUCGGUCGGCGUGGCGGUCAGCGACUCCCCCACAGGCCCGUUCUCCUACCUCUACAGCAAGCGGCCGCACGGCUGCGAGAGCAGAGACAUGACCAUUUUCAAGGAUGACAACGGGAAGGCCUACCUGAUAUACUCAUCCGAGGACAACAGCGAGCUCCACAUCGGCCAGCUGACCGACGACUACCUCGACCUGACCGACGACAUGAGGAGGUUUCUCAUCGCGCAGCACCGGGAAGCGCCGGCGCUCUUCAAGUUUGACGGCACCUACUACAUGAUAACCUCAGGGUGCACGGGGUGGGCGCCCAACACGGCGCUGGCUCACGCCGCGACGUCGGUCAUGGGGCCCUGGGAGACGCUGGGGAGCCCCUGCGUGGGAGGGAACGAAAUAUUCCGGUCGACGACCUUCUUCUCCCAGAGCACAUUCGUGCUGCCACUCCCAGGCCUGAGAGGCUCCUUCAUCUUCAUGGCCGACCGGUGGAACCCUUCGGAGCUGCGGGACUCGCGCUACGUGUGGCUGCCGCUGACGGUGGGCGGGGUGCCGGAUGAGGCCGCGGACUACAGCUUCAUGUUCCCGCUCUGGUCCCGGGUGUCGAUUUACUGGCACCGGCGGUGGCGGCUCCCCGAGGGGUGGACAGAUUCUUGA